Molecule: messenger RNA, 1278 nt
Organism: Paramecium pentaurelia
Lineage: Eukaryota; Ciliophora; Oligohymenophorea; Peniculida; Parameciidae
Source: the annotation of a GenBank genome assembly
AUGAAACGUAGUCCACCUAGCAAAGAAGAUUUAUUAAAAGAAGAAUAUGUUACAACUUUAACUUACUUCUUGCGUGAUAGUAGUGUUUAUGAUUGUUUAUCUAUAAAUAAUCAAGUUUCUGUUGUGGAUAUGACAUUGUCUCUUUUUGAUACUUUCAAGAUAUUUAUUGAUUCUCAUGUCGAUGAGGUGUUGUUUUGGAAUCAAGAGAUUGCUAACUAUGACGGAGUAUUUACAUAGACAGAUCUCAUCAAAACUGUGUUAAAAUGUUAUUACAAUGUUCUCUAUGAAAUUCCAAAUAGUAAUUUAAUAUAAAUCUAUUUUUAGAUAGUUUGGGCGACAAACAAUAUAGCAGCCAUUAUUGAAAUGGAAAAUGAAGAUGAAUCUUAUUCACCAAUCAAAAGAACUAUAUAUGGGAGAUUAACAAUAGAUUAGUUCAAUUAAUUAUUAUAAGAUUUUAAGAAUAUUUCAAUCAAGGCUUGGUUUAAUAGUGUUGGAGAAAAUUUGCAUUAGAAUUGUUUAAUAAAAGCAGAAUUAGAUGAAAAUUUGAAUGAUGUCUGCUAAAAAUUUAUUACAGAAAAUAUUACAAGAAUCAUUGUCAUAGAAAAAGAAUCUAAAAUGGUGGCAGGAAUUAUCUAAUAGAAAGAUAUUCUUAGUUUUCUAGUUAAGGGAUUUAAUUAAUAUUUUGCUUUAAAGAAACAAUAAAAUAAAAUAACUACAACUAAUCACGAAUAACAUGAAUUGUAAAUGGAAUAUUUUAAGGAAGAAGCUUAGAAAUUAAAAUAAUCUCUUCCAGCAGAUAUUCCUGUUUAUGAGUAUCUCUUUUGAAUUUAUUCUUAGUCUAUUCUAUAAAUUAAUUUAUAUUUACAAAAGGAAUACUAUUGCCAUUGUAGAUAAAAACAAUAAAUAUUUGGGAUUAAUUGAUAGAAGAGAUUUCUUAUUUAUUCUAAAAUAUUAGAUGUUUGAUAUAGUAAUUCUUAUAAAUCUUAUUAAUUAGUUAGCAUCUACUGCAGAGAAAUUUUUGUCAUUAAUUAAAACUGAAGAUUCUAAAUAUUUGGCAUAUUACAUUAGAAAUAAAUAGUAAUUCACAUUUAAUUAAACAAUAAAACAAGUAAAUGAAAUUAUUAAAUUUUAUAGGUUGUUGAAAAUCUAUUAUUAUCUCCUAGAGGAAGUUUAGUUUGUUUAGAUAAUGAAUAAAGAUUAAUUUCUAUUUUUUAGAUCUCAGACUUAUUCAAAAUAUUUGUAACGGAUAAUGAGAAUUAAGAAAUUUGUGGAUAAUGA